Molecule: messenger RNA, 1725 nt
Organism: Lachancea mirantina
Lineage: Eukaryota; Fungi; Ascomycota; Saccharomycetes; Saccharomycetales; Saccharomycetaceae
Source: the annotation of a GenBank genome assembly
AUGAGCUAUCAAGCCAUUGGAGAAGACGGACAGCCUUCGAGUGCUUCUAAAUUGACAGCAAGGAGAAGAAAACUCGUUGUUCCCAUUUUUGCCUUGUUAGGGUUGGUAGGAUUACUGUCUGGUCUACGUCUAGUGAGUACUAAAAAAUAUGAAAGUUGCUACAAAUGCGAAACCUAUGAGGCGAUAGCACCCGCUUUCGACAAAUCGUUGAACCAAAUCCUCUACAAUGCUCACUACAAGGACGAACUCAUUGAAAAACUUUCUGGAGCCAUAAGAAUACCUACAGAAAUAUACGAUUGGACACCUCAACCAUCCCAAGAUUUGAAGGCAUGGAAACAGUUCUUCAAAUUCCAUCAGUAUCUCAAUUCCACUUUCCCAACCCUUCAUGAUGUCGUUAGACUAGAGAAAAUUGAUCGUGUGGGACUGCUUUACACCUGGGAAGGGUCCAACCCGGACUUGAAGCCGUUAUUGCUAAUGGCGCAUCAAGACGUUGUUCCUGUAGAGCCCGAGACGGUCAAUAAAUGGGCUCAUCCUCCCUUUGGUGGCUAUUAUGACAGAGAGUCAGAUAUGAUCUAUGGCAGGGGUUCCGCUGACAUUAAAAUCUUGGUUAUAUCGCAUUUAGAGGCCGUGGAGAAACUCAUUAAGGAUGGAUUUAAGCCAAAACGUACAAUUCUCAUCUCUUUUGGAUGCGAUGAAGAGGCUAGUGGUAGCUGUGCAGGAAAAAUUGCAGAACACAUCGAGGCAAGGUACGGUGCAGACAGUCUGUAUGCAAUUUUGGAUGAAGGCGGAGGUGUUACUCAAUUGCAAGAAAACGUUUUCUUGGGUGUUCCUGUCACUUCCGAGAAAGGAUAUCUUGACGCUGAAAUAACUCUAAACACACCCGGAGGCCACUCUUCGGUUCCACCGGACCACACUUCUAUUGGCGUGAUAAGCGAUCUUAUCGUCUCCUUGGAAAGCGAUAUCGAUCAGAUCAAGAUCGACCCAGGAAAUCCUGCACUUUUUGGGCUAAGCUGCUAUUUAGGCAAAGCCGACAAAGGAGACAAGAACUUGAAACGUCUGCUUGACAGUGGACGCUUGGUCGAAUUUGGGAAAGAGAUUGACAAGAAUACUGAAUUCAAGUAUCUUUUUAAGAGUUCCCAGGCUAUUGAUAUGAUAGAGGGUGGAAUUAAGGCCAAUGCGCUACCGGAAACCGUCACCGCUUUGGUAAACAACCGAAUUAGUCUGACAUCUUCCGUGAAUAAUACAGUAGAGCGCAUUUUGAAUCAUAUGAAGUCGAAGGCGCGGAGAUUUGACGUGGGUAUUAAGAUAGUAGAGGGUAGAGACGCUUUAGAAGAUCAUGCUAAAGUGGUUAUACCGCCCACUGACCAUGGUCAUUUUUUGCUCAGAUUAAUCGAUGCUCUGGAACCUGCGCCAGUUUCUCCAACCGACGAAGUGGACGUUUGGAGAAUUAUGGCCGGCACCACCACCAACACAUACCAACAAUCUCUCUUUGGUGGUGCUGAUAACACCGUUUUUGUAUCCCCCUUCUUGGGAACUGGAAACACGGAUACGAAAUCGUUUUGGAAUUUAACAAGAAACAUUUACAGGUAUUCCGGAGGUUUGAUAUCAGAAGGUGCCAACGAGCAUACCGUUGACGAAAAGAAUAGUGGCAAGGCCUUAGUUUCUUCGGUGGCUUUUAUGUAUCAGUUCAUUCCUAACACCGAUCAAUAUUCUACGGAAAAAUAA